Gadus chalcogrammus (walleye pollock) is the source of this 381-nucleotide messenger RNA. RefSeq names its product complexin 4b (gene cplx4b). The transcript has 3 exons. Lineage: Eukaryota; Metazoa; Chordata; Actinopteri; Gadiformes; Gadidae. The record is from RefSeq and is a predicted model, not a curated record. Gene Ontology annotation, molecular function: syntaxin binding. The coding region runs from base 1 to 381 and encodes 126 amino acids. Gene Ontology annotation, cellular component: SNARE complex; terminal bouton. Gene Ontology annotation, biological process: synaptic vesicle exocytosis; regulation of neurotransmitter secretion; neurotransmitter transport.
AUGACGACCACAGAGAUGACCCGCGAGCAGCAGGAGGAGUACCAGAAACAGCUGGUGGAGGAGAAGGGCGAGCGGGACGCUGAGUUCCUCGUCAAGAAAGCGGAGCGAGCAGCACUACGCUCCUGUCUGAGGGACAAGUACAGGCUGCCCAAGAGCGAGCGUGACGACAGCAUCCUGGAGCAGGCGGGGGACGAGGUGGACGUCCCGGAGGAGCUGCUGUCCAUGGUGGAGGGCGAGGGAGGGGAGGAGGAGCAGAGCGCCUCCCUGCUGGGUCACAUGAGCACUCUGCAGAACAUGGACAUGGACCAGAUGAAGGAGAAGGCCUCGGCCACCGUCACAGGGCUGCGCUCCAAGGCCGAGGACAAGUGCCACGUCAUGUGA